AUGGCUCAACAUUUCCACAUCGCUCAGAUCACCCCCCAUAAACCAAAGGAGUCCAGUAGUCCUUCGACCAUCCUGCAACUCGCUCAGCGGCUUCUCCCUUCACCCGCCGCUAUCAAGGAGUUGGAGGAUGGUCUAAACCCGAAAGGACCUGAACAUGCAGUUCAGGAUGUUGUGAGUCAAGAGAAACGAGAGACAUCUGCUGCUUCUGCUGCUGCACCAGCGGGAGCACCUGCCCCGAAGAAAGUGAUCGUAGUCGGUGCCGGCAUCGCCGGUCUUCGUGCUGCCUCUGUCUUGCGAACCCAUGGUGUCCAAGUCGUGGUCCUCGAAGCCCGUCCUGAUCGGAUCGGCGGACGCAUUUACACGAGUAGGAAGGAUGGGCACGCUCCAAGAGACAUUGGUGCCGCCUGGAUGCACGAAACCGCCAAUAACAAACUCGUCCGUCUCAUCGGCCAGCUCAAUAUCGAGCACUAUUACGAUGACGGCACCCCCCUCUACUACACCAGAGACGGUCGUCUCGGCUCCCAAUUCAAAGCGAAAAAGGUGGCCGAUGAAUUCGCCGACUUCUGUGCGUGGUACUACGAGGAGAAUCCCGACGCUGAGGACAAACCUGCCCUGACCUUUAUCAGGGAGUGGCUUAGCAACCAUCCCUUGGUCAGCGAGGAUGAACGUCUUUGGGCUCCUCAGGCUGCUCGUGAGGUGGAAGCUUGGAUCGGCACCAGCCUCGAACAAGCCUCUUCCAAACAUCUUGCCUACUUUGCAACUGAACGCAACCUUUACAUGAAGGGAGGUUACGAUACCAUUAUCAACUGGGCAGCCUCGAACCUCCGUGAUCCGGGCACCAUUCGACUCGGACACAAGGUCACCAAGAUUGACUGGAAUGAUGACGACACACGCAACCCAUGUGUGGUUCACACCGUCACUCCCGAUGGUAAUCUCACUGCUUUGGUCGCGGAUGCCGUCGUGUGCACCCUUCCCCUUGGUGUUCUGAAACACAAUCUUGUGGACUUCAGCCCAGCUCUCCCACGACAACUGACUCUGGGCAUUGAGAAGCUGGGCUAUGGAGCGCUCGGCAAGAUCUUUGUCGAGUUCGAGUCAGUGUUUUGGCCCAAAGACAACGACCAGUUCAUCUACUACCCGGAGCCAACCACCGAUGCUUUCGACGAGGAUUCCAUCUUCUCCUACAUGACCGUGACGAGCAAUAACUGGAUCAUGAGCGGCACCAAAGAGCUGUCGGUCCAGAUUGUGGAGCCCCUCACUCAGCGAAUCGAAGCCAUGACUUCCGACGCCGAAAUCUAUGCUUUUUUCGAACCACUCUUCAAGCUUUUCCGAACCGAGCCUUACAAAAAGCUCCCUCCAGUUGUGAAUCUGGAAACGACACACUGGACUCAGGAUCCUUUUGCUGGCUUUGGUACCUAUACUGCCGACAAGACCGGCGAUGACCCGGAAAUUUGGUUUACGGCAAUGGAUAACAACAAGGAGAGCAAGCUGCAGUUUGCCGGAGAGCACUGCACGCGGACUGGAAAUGGAUGUGUGCAUGGUGCUUUUGCCACCGGCGAAACUGCCGCCGUCAACAUUCUGACGUCGCUGGGAAUGCCGUACAAUGGUGGGGAUCUCUACAGCAGACGUCCAUCGAGGAGGAAGUCACCACCCAGAUACUGA
Fonsecaea erecta is the source of this 1659-nucleotide messenger RNA. RefSeq lists its product as hypothetical. Gene Ontology annotation, molecular function: oxidoreductase activity. The record is from RefSeq and is a predicted model, not a curated record. NCBI's taxonomy places the organism in Eukaryota, Fungi, Ascomycota, Eurotiomycetes, Chaetothyriales, Herpotrichiellaceae. The coding region runs from base 1 to 1659 and encodes 552 amino acids. The transcript is spliced from 2 exons.